AUGUGUCCGCCUUUGUCGCUUGAAAAGCAGAGUCUCUUGGACUGCACCGUCGACAUCGAGGCCGCAAGCGUGGUGACGACGACUACCAUGAUCAUUGUGGCGCUAUACGUGCUGUCAGGAUGCAGUCAACCGAUUCUUAUGACGGUCUUACGGCAGGCUGGACUGGCCGACAGCAAUUGUCAAGUGUACAUGCUGUUUUACUAUCUGGGUACCGCAUCGGCCAUUUUCACACUGCCACAUGCCUCCCAGUGGCCCUCCAAGAGGACCAUGGCCAAGGCGGCCGGCAUUGCCCUGUGGGACAUUUGUGCCCAGACCAUGAAUUACACCGGUGCCGCUUUGACGGGACCCACCAUCUUUGCCAUUAUCUACGCCAGUGUCACAAUUUGGGCUGCCAUAUACUCGCAAGUCUUUUUGGGGAGACGCAUGAAUACGUUUCAAUGGUGUGCUGUCAUUCUCGUCUUUGGUGGACUCGCCUUGACGGCCAAUGAUUCGGUGGAAACGGGCAGCACGGGGAUUAUCCAUGGACUGAUACUGGUCGUUGCUGGAUCCAGUAUGCAUGGGUUAUUCUAUGUCAUGAGCGAAGCCGUCAUGACCACUGGCACUAGUCCGCAGGAACGAUUGACUGUUCCUCAAAACUGCGCUGUCCAAGGAAUGACGGCAUCCGCGUGCUUUGCCGUGUGGCAGUUCCUAUACACCCUGCCCCAUUUCGAAGCAAGACUGUUGGAACCCAUGCAAACGGCUGGAACGUCGCUGCUGCAAGCGUUGUUCUUGUUGGUCAUCUUUGGAGCUGUUAGUUUUGUGCAUUCCAUCACCUUUUAUCAUACCCUGCGGCAUUUACCAGGGGGGUCCACCAGUGCCGGGGUUUUCAAGGGACUACAGGCCGUUCUGGUCUUUGUCUUUACCCAUGCCAUUUUUUGCCACCGAGUGGGAGGACCCGAAAUGUGCUUUACACAAAUCAAGUUGUUUUCGCUCGUUACGGUGGCCGGUGGUGUGGCUUGGUACGGCCAUGCCACUUCCAAAAUCAAGCAGCACAUCACACACACAUCGUCAUCCACCCUACAAUCUAAAAUGAAGCUUCGCGACGGCGGGAGCUAUCACUCCAUCAUGCAACAAGAGACGACUGUGAUUGAGAUUGAACCCAUUGCUAGUACUGUCGAUGCUACCCGGCAACCACAAGGCUAG
This is a messenger RNA of Seminavis robusta, 1182 nucleotides long. Lineage: Eukaryota; Bacillariophyta; Bacillariophyceae; Naviculales; Naviculaceae. The record is from the annotation of a GenBank genome assembly.